GCAGUAGCUGUUACAUAUGAGUUAUCCCAUCACCCGGUGACACUCCUCAACACAGCCACAUCAUUUCUGAGCCCAGCAGGAUAAACCUUAACAUGGCAGAACCACAAGUGAUGUUAGCCCACACAACUGGAAUCAAAGUGAAGAAAACCAUGCCUGUAGAUUUUAGUUCUACUGGAAUCACUGGAGCAAGCAGCCUUUCAGCAUGCAUCCCAUCCUGCAUGAGCCGAAAUAUACCCACCUGCACACCAGCUCAGAGGCCAUCCGGAGAGCCUGCCUGCCAGCCCCGCAGAUCCAAGGCAAUAUCUUUGCGGGCUUCGAUGAGACUUUGCUGAGAGGGGCUGAAGCCCUGGCAGCCGUGGAUAUAGUAUCUCAGAAAACCCAUCCUUUCAAGCCAGAUGCCACUUACCACACCAUGAGCAGCGUCUCAUGCACUCCUACCUCCUCCUCUGUUCACCUGCACCACCCUUCGGUCCUGACCACCCACCAUCCUCACCAUCACCACCACCAGCCCUCGCAGGGCUUGGAAGGGGAGCUCCUGGACCACCUCAACUCUGCCAUCCCUCUCGGGGGUGUCCCUGGACCUGAUGUGGGCUCCACGCCCUCCCAUCCGCAUUCCCACAUGUCCGCCAUCAACCACAUGGCCCAUCACUCUCAGUCUAUGAACAUGGCUCACCCGCACGGGUUGGCCUCCCACGCUGUCAUCUCAGGACCCGAGACAGAGACAGACCCCAGGGAACUGGAGUCCUUUGCAGAGCGGUUCAAGCAGAGAAGGAUCAAACUGGGAGUGACCCAGGCGGACGUGGGCUCCGCCUUGGCGAACCUGAAGAUCCCAGGCGUGGGCUGCCUGAGUCAAAGUACCAUCUGCAGGUUCGAGUCCCUCACCUUGUCCCAUAACAACAUGGUGGCCCUGAAGCCCAUCCUGGAGGCUUGGCUGGAGGAGGCGGAGCGGGCGCAGAGGGAGAAAAUGACCAAGCCUGAGAUCUACACGGGUGGGGACAAGAAACGCAAGCGCACCUCCAUAGCUGCCCCAGAGAAGAGGUCGCUGGAAGCCUAUUUUGCUGUUCAGCCCAGGCCCUCUUCGGAGAAAAUCGCAGCCAUUGCGGAGAAGUUAGACUUGAAGAAGAACGUGGUGCGGGUCUGGUUUUGCAAUCAAAGACAGAAGCAGAAAAGGAUGAAAUUUUCUGCCACCUACUGAGAAGGGGCGGGAGGGGAGAGAAGAACAAACAGCAUCACCUCCAGAUCAGACCUCCUGCCUCCCUUUCCCAGCUCCCGCAGCAGAAACCAGGCAGUUCACGUUUUCCUGUAGUUUACUUCUUAAAAAAACAAAACAAAAAAACGGGGGGGGGGGGACCACCAAGAACUGAUAACUUCUCCCUCUUCUCGAGUCCGCGAUUGUCUUUGCGAAGAAAGGAACUGAUCAUGCUACCAUGGCUAAUAAAGACUUCGCUUUUUAAAGAAAAAAAAGAGCAAACAGCAACACACAGGAGAAACUUAGACAACUGUACAAUAGUCCUGGUGAGUGAAAAAGUCAGGUCUCGAGCCUUUGUUUGAGAGAAGACUUUGACCCCCGCUCCCCUUAUUAAUCCCUCUUCCACUGACUAUUACAAAAUGUAAGAGGAGAAAAAAAAUCAAUGAAACUUGAAAAAAGAUACAUGUUUAUUCCUCUCGGUUUCAUAUCCACAUUCUCUUCCUCUCUUUUUCUUUUUUCUUUUCCAUUUACGAGUGUAAAUAUGUUCUUGAGAUAUCACUGCACAGAUGUUGGAAAGUUCUGUUCUAUCGGGUUUCUUUGCUGUAUAGCACGUCAUUCAUGUCAAACUCUCUUUAUUUAAACAAGCAUUCACUUGAAGGGCUUCCCCCACCACACACACACCACACACACACACACGCAUGGUUUUCGUUGGCUUCUGACUAAUCUAGCAACAAAUCCAUCGCAUUUUUGCAAUAACUGUUCUGUUUCUACCUCAUCAGCUGAAAAAAUAGGAAAAAAGAAAAAAAAAGAAAAGAAAAAAGAGAAAAAAUAGCACGCUCAUAGAUUCAUGGUUUGUUUGGAAAAUUGGGGAUUUAUUUUGAUUUUGUUUCACUUCAAAAUUUAAUAUCCAUUAUAAUUUCACUGUAAAAAUACGCUUCGACAAUCAAAUCAUUAAAUCUCAUAUUUAUGAAGUUUCCCCUUGAAAUGAGGAAAGCAGUGGUGUAUCUGGGCAAUUUUCUUUUCACGGUAAAAAGUUCGUGGAUUUGGCUUAUGAGUUUCUCUCUACUGCACAAUUGAGUAGUUUGUGUGCGCGUGUUCUAUUCCAGGAUGCAUCGACCCAGGGGAAAGUUUUAUUUUUUUGAAAGGUCUAACUUAUAUGUAACUUAAAAAUUCACUAUGGUUAUCAAAAGUUAUUAGUAAAUAACUUAUUAUUUUGCAAAUAUUUAACUCUGCACUUUCUAAGGCAAGAAUAAUUUUUGCUUUGCAUAUUUAAUAGAGAAAUUUGCCUCUGUUUCCUUUUUUAAUGAUAAUUUAAUUUCGUUGUGUGUGUGCUGAAUGAAAUUUUGUGUCUCUGUAUGCUACAGAAUUUCAAAUAAACCAUGCACGUUUUACCUCA
Molecule: messenger RNA, 2585 nt
Organism: Alligator mississippiensis (American alligator)
Lineage: Eukaryota; Metazoa; Chordata; Crocodylia; Alligatoridae
Product: brain-specific homeobox/POU domain protein 3
Exons: 5
Coding region: 203-1195 (330 amino acids)
Biological process (GO): regulation of transcription by RNA polymerase II
Molecular function (GO): DNA-binding transcription factor activity, RNA polymerase II-specific; RNA polymerase II cis-regulatory region sequence-specific DNA binding
Source: RefSeq, a predicted model, not a curated record